GCUGCCGGACUGGUACCGUAGUGUAUAUAAACCGGCAGAGAGAAGAGGCUGCUCAGCACUGGUCAAAGCAGAAAGACCCGAGCAAGAUUGGUUAAUUGAACACACAGAGUGGCACGACUGCACAAAUCCUGAAUAACGGUCUGUCUGCUGACUGUUUGCACAGAGUUUUGUGAACAUUGUAAACAAGAGCUAUCUUCUGUGCUCUGCGAGGUCGGUGAGGUACUCUAGUGAACAUCAUCUGCUAACACAGGAGCAAAGAUGGAGAAGCUGGAGGAUGGCAAGCCAAAGAAGAAGAUAACCUGUUACCUCCUCUACUGUAUUUCUACAGCCGUCAUUGGUUCACUUCAGUUUGGCUACAACACCGGGGUCAUCAAUGCACCCGAGCAGAAACUGCGUAGGUUCUUCCACAAUGUGUCUUUGGACCGGUAUGGAGAGCCUUUCAGCCCAGGAGCCAACACCAUGGUGUGGAGUGUGGCUGUGGCCAUCUUCAGCGUGGGAGGCAUGAUAGGAUCCUUCUCUGUGGGAGCCUUGGUAAACAAAUUUGGCAGACGUAAGUCCAUGCUGUUGUCUAAUGUCCUGGCCCUGCUGGGUGCUGGUCUGAUGGGACUGUCCACCGUGAGUCGUUCUUUUGAGAUGGUCAUCAUUGGCCGGUUGAUUAUCGGCUGUUUCUGUGGUCUGUGCACGGGUCUGACACCCAUGUACGUAGGAGAGAUCUCUCCCACUGCUCUCCGAGGCGCCUUUGGCACCCUGCACCAGCUGGGCGUAGUUAUUGGCAUCCUGGUGGCACAGAUCUUUGGUCUCGAGUUUCUUCUGGGCUCAGAUACCUUGUGGCCUCUGCUGCUGGCUUUGACUGCCUUCCCUGCCAUAGUGCAGAGCAUCAUGCUGCCCUUCUGUCCCGAGAGCCCUCGUUACCUCCUCAUCGUCCUCAAUCAGGAGGAAGAGGCGCAAAAAGCUCUGGUGCGUCUACGUGGCUGUGAAGAUGUGAGCGAUGACAUCCAAGAGAUGAAGGAGGAAGGGAUGAGGAUGGCCAUGGAAAAGAAAGUGACCAUCCCUGAACUCUUCCGCUACCCAGCGUACCGUCAGCCCAUCAUCAUCGCCAUCGUCCUUCAGCUCUCCCAGCAGCUGUCUGGCAUCAACGCCGUCUUUUACUACUCCACAGGCAUAUUUGCCACUGCUGGUGUAACCCAGCCGAUCUAUGCUACCAUCGGAGCUGGAGUGGUCAACACCGUUUUCACUGUGGUCUCUCUCUUCCUAGUUGAACGGGCGGGACGAAGGACCUUGCAUCUGAUUGGAUUGGCUGGAAUGGCUGUCUGCGCCCUGCUCAUGACGAUCUCCCUCUCGUUGGUGAAGGUCAACAAGUCCUUGAGCUACAUGGCCAUAGUGGCAGUAUUUGGCUUUGUUGCGAGUUUCGAGAUGGGUCCAGGUCCCAUCCCCUGGUUCAUCGUGGCUGAGCUCUUCUCUCAGGGCCCCCGGCCUGCUGCCAUUGCUGUCUCUGGUUUCAGCAACUGGACCGCCAACUUCCUGGUUGGCCUAGGUUUCCCUAAACUGGAGGAACUGUGUGGUCCUUACGUGUUCAUCAUCUUCAUGAUUCUCCUCAUCAUCUUCUUCAUCUUCACCUUCCUGCGUGUGCCUGAGACCAAAGGAAGGACCUUCGAUGACAUCGCCCAGGCAUUUGCUGCCAGCGCGAGCAGCCCGUCCCACUCCUCGGUUCCUGAGGGGGUGCCAGUGCCAGAGAGCAAAGGAGCCCCGCCCACCUCCCCCACAGAAAAGGUCCCUAUGGUGGAUCUUCCCCCAGAGAAGUCAGGACCACUAAGUCCUUAGAGACGGGAGGGAAAACUUAGGACACCAGACAGAAAACAGGGUUCAAGCACAUAAAUACUGCAAGUUAAAUAUUCAUCAGUUAACUGUUCGUUUACAGACGAUACUUCAACAACAGGGUUUGUAUUAGACAGUGUUGCAGGCAGAGACAAUGAAAGAGUAUAUGCUAGACAAAGUCCGCCCAUAUGAGGAUUGAAGUGUUAAUACAGAAACUUUUUUUUUUUUUUUUUUUUUUUUUAGAUUUUUUUAAUCUCCUCUUGUUUAUUGUUAAUACUCCUUAUAAUGUUUAACGACUGUUUUUAGCCAUUAUAGAUGCCAAAAUGAUUUAUAUAAUUCAGUGUAAGGCUGCUUUAAACAUGAGCUUAAAUGAGUGACUACUACUUAAUCUUUGUGGACAUUCCAAGUGCCAGCCCCCAGCGUAUUGCCAUAUAAGAGGAUCAUUAUCUGUUCAGUGUUAAGCCCCAGGUCCUGAUGUGCCCCUGGUGAUAAAGAGUGUAGGAUUUAGGGGUCGUAUGUAUUGAGGUCAAGCUAAUAUAGCCGGUUUUGGAGCCCACUAGUUUGACCCAAAAAGGUUUUCGCUUGCGAUUCUGUCUUUGUGCAUGGUUCGUCUUUGUCCAAGGCGUGGGGAACCUAGACAGACUAAACGUGGAGGACAUAGCAGGCCUUUUCCUCUUCAGGCAUGCCAAAACGUUGCACUGACUACAGACUUUAACUAAAUACAUCAAGGCAUGUACACUCAGUGGCCACUUUAUUAGCUCCACCUGUACAAUCUAAUGCCGUUCACUGCAACAGCUCUGCCAUAAAUUUUACCUUUUAAGAAAGUUUAUAAUGUUCAGUUUUUGCUGACAUUGUCAAGAAUGAGUAAAUUUAAUUAUAGGUUUAUUAUCGAGCUUGUAGCUUGCAGAGGUGUUUGAGAGGUGUUUCUAACUUUCUUGUCCACUUUAUUUCUAUACAUGAGUGGGACAGAAUAUUAGAAACACCUCUCAGUAAAAUGCAGUCCAGUAUAACAGCACCACUAACUAUGAGCUCAAUUG
Molecule: messenger RNA, 2852 nt
Organism: Myripristis murdjan (pinecone soldierfish)
Lineage: Eukaryota; Metazoa; Chordata; Actinopteri; Holocentriformes; Holocentridae
Gene: slc2a3b
Product: solute carrier family 2 member 3b
Exons: 11
Coding region: 259-1821 (520 amino acids)
Biological process (GO): dehydroascorbic acid transport; response to insulin
Cellular component (GO): apical plasma membrane; basolateral plasma membrane; plasma membrane
Molecular function (GO): D-glucose transmembrane transporter activity
Source: RefSeq, a predicted model, not a curated record